AGCAAAGCCCAGACUCAAUCCCUCUGAAUUGAAUCUGCACAGUAUCACCUGGAGACUUUCCAUUAGCUUGAGUAAAAACCAGUGCUGAUGACAGGAUGGAGGCCUGGUGCAGCAGUACUUCUGCUGCCGGUCACCCUGCUGCUGUCCUGGGCACACAGCUCCUCAGCAUGGACAUGUGGCCAAAAAAGAAGUACCAAACCUGAGAAGUCAGAAAUUUUGGAAAUCACCGGUGGGGAACCUGCAAACAUAAGAGAUUGUCCAUGGCAGGUGGGUAUUCUUUACCAAGGGAGACAUCUCUGUGGAGGAUCAAUCCUCAGCGAGUGGUGGAUUUUAACUGCGGCCCAUUGCUUCAUAAACAGAAGUAAUUUUGAGAUAAUAUCUGACUUGGAGAUUGUACAUGGUGAAGGAAACAUUGAUACCAAGAACUUGAUGAGGAUGAAUGUGGACAAGUCAAUUAUUCACCCUUAUUUUGACAGCUGGCUCUUGGAUAAUGACAUUGCUUUGCUCUUACUCAAAUCUCCACUUAAAUUGGGUGUCAAGGCAGUACCCAUCUGUCUUUCAGAGGUCACUGACAUACAGAAAUGGAGAAACUGCUGGGUGACCGGAUGGGGCAUUACCACUACUAGGCACAGUAUGACUUCAGAGCUGCAAAAAGUUAACAUCAAACUCAUCAAAUGGAAAACAUGCUCCCAUAUUAUGCCUAUAUUCACCAGGAACAUGCUGUGUGCUGGAAGCCCCCAAGGUGGGAAGGACGCCUGCCAGGGUGACAGCGGAGGUCCUCUGGUUUGCCAGAAAAAAACCAACCAAGGCAUAUGGUACCAGCUAGGCAUUGUCAGCUGGGGAGUGGGCUGUGGCCGGAAGAGGCUGCCUGGAGUGUACACGAAGGUGUCUAAUUACCUGUCAUGGAUUGACACAGAGACUGCGAAGUCAGGAAAGCCCUACGUGCAUGAGCGAGACUCUGGCUAAUUCCUGAGACCUAUAAAUUUGGACUUCAGAAAGAUCCUGUCACUUCCAUACCUACCACCUGGUCCAGAGCCUCAGUAAAUACUGCUUUGAGCUCUCAAAGAUCAUGUGCAACAAUGCUAUGAUUCAGGAUCAGGAAAUCAUUGAAGUAGAAAUGUCCUAAAGAUGAGGUGGGAAAGAUACACAUAGCUAAAUGAGUUGUAGUAGUCAAGAUACUUUUGAAUGCAAACAUCAGAAACUCAACCUGAAGCAAAAAAAAAAAAAAAGGAAAUGAUAAAUAUACUGGGGUAGCACAGAAUCAAAGGGAUUACUGUUCUAGUAAACAGAUUUGAUAACAGAUAACAGA
Messenger RNA from Suricata suricatta (meerkat), 1309 nucleotides. RefSeq names its product serine protease 52-like. The coding region runs from base 88 to 966 and encodes 292 amino acids. The transcript has 6 exons. NCBI's taxonomy places the organism in Eukaryota, Metazoa, Chordata, Mammalia, Carnivora, Herpestidae. The record is from RefSeq and is a predicted model, not a curated record. Gene Ontology annotation, biological process: proteolysis. Gene Ontology annotation, molecular function: serine-type endopeptidase activity.